Molecule: messenger RNA, 602 nt
Organism: Staurois parvus
Lineage: Eukaryota; Metazoa; Chordata; Amphibia; Anura; Ranidae
Source: the annotation of a GenBank genome assembly
AUGUCCCUUACAUUGGGGGUCAGUGGGAAGAAUGUCCCUUACAUUGGGGGUCAGUGGGAAGAAUGUCCCUUACAUUGGUGGUCAGUGGGAAGAAUGUCCCUUACAUUGGGGUCAGUGGGAAGAAUGUCCCUUACAUUGGGGGUCAGUGGGAAGAAUGUCCCUUACAUUGGGGGUCAGUGGGAAGAAUGUCCCUUACAUUGAGGGUCAGUGGGAAGAAUGUCCCUUACAUUGGGGGUCAGUGGGAAGAAUGUCCCUUACAUUGGGGGUCAGUGGGAAGAAUGUUCCUUACAUUGGGGGUCAGUGGGAAGAAUGUUCCUUACAUUGGUGGUCAGUGGGAAGAAUGUCCUUUACAUUGGGGGUCAGUGGGAAGAAUGUUCCUUACAUUGGUGAUCAGUGGGAAGAAUGUUCCUUACAUUGGGGGUCAGUGGGAAGAAUGUCCCUUACAUUGGGAGUCAGUGGAAAGAAUUAUCCUUACAUUGGUGAUCAGUGAGAGGUAUGCCCCUUACAUUGGUGGUCAGUGGGGAAAAUGUUCCUUAUAUUGGCUGUCAGUGGGAAGAAUGUCCCUUACAUUGGGGGGUCAGUCAGGGAAGAAUGUCCCUUAC